CAGCCCGCACUAGUCACGUCAUUAGCCUCGCACUCUGGGUGCGAUGGGUGUUCUGUGGCUUUUUUAGCGUUUCACCUUUAAAUGAGCGUGUUUGAUCUCUUCCGCGGGUUUUUCGGGCUGCCCGGAGGCCGCUAUCGCGGUGAUGGCCGAAGGGAGCCCUUCUUUGAUGGAAUGACGCAAGAAGAGGAUGAUGAAGAAGAGGACGAGGACGCUGGACUCCGUUAUGAUGACUGGGGCCGCUCAGAUGAAGAGCUGCUAGACGAGCCGUUCAGGUUCGGUUUCAGUUUCGGACCCAGCGGGCUGCGCAUCCACGAGCCGCCGAUGUUCGGGCAGAUGUUCAGGGAGAUGGAAGAGAUCUUCGACAGUCUGGGCCGCUUUGGUCAAGGUUUCCCCAGUAUUGAAGCUCCACCCCAGGAAGGAGCAGAAGAGAGCAGGAGAAGAGGAGGACAAAGUGGGAACUCUCUUAGAGACUUCAUGUUGAAGAACCCAGAUUAUUCCCCCCAUAGUCCCCCCUCUAUAGCACCAAGAGAUGAAAAUUCGUCACCAAGCAUCCCAAGGAGUCCUUUCCACCACUGGUCUCCCUUUUCCAGGUUUAAGGACAUUUGGACAGAUGGACCAAGACAGAGAGAUGAAGAAAAGAAAGAGGACGGAGAUCUGGAUUCACAGGUGUCCUCAGGUGGAUUAGAACAGAUCUUAACUCCAGCUCCAACACAGCCCGAAACAAAAUCAUUCUUUCAGUCCGUCACAGUUACCAAAGUAGUAAAACCAGAUGGGACUGUAGAAGAGAGACGUACAGUUAGGGAUGGCCAGGGGAAUGAGAAGACUACAGUGACACGCUCAGGACCAGGUGUCCAGGAGGGUCCACAGGAUCAGUCUGGGCCACUCAUGCCAGGUGGCUCUCAGCAUUUCUCAGACUUGCAUGAUGAGUUUUCAAUGUUCUCGAAGUUCUUUGGCAGCUUCAAACGCUGAAUGGAGGAAGACUAGCUUUUUCAGCUGUUCUCAGUAUGCCACAGACUGCUCUGUUGUGUAUAUUUCAUCACUAUGUCCAUGAACUUACCUUUCAACAGACCUACACUGUAAUAGUUACUCUUUGCAGAGUUUAUAAGUUAUUUUUAACAGCCUUUUUGGCUUCGAUCUGUACAUAGACUGCAUUCUGAGAAUAGAAAUAAAAGAUAAUAUUCAAAUGUU
Pygocentrus nattereri (red-bellied piranha) is the source of this 1188-nucleotide messenger RNA. It is a transcript of the gene hax1, whose product is annotated as HCLS1 associated protein X-1. The record is from RefSeq and is a predicted model, not a curated record. NCBI's taxonomy places the organism in Eukaryota, Metazoa, Chordata, Actinopteri, Characiformes, Serrasalmidae. Bases 82 to 969 code for a protein of 295 amino acids. Gene Ontology annotation, biological process: negative regulation of apoptotic process; regulation of actin filament polymerization. Gene Ontology annotation, cellular component: clathrin-coated vesicle; mitochondrion; actin cytoskeleton. The transcript is spliced from 7 exons.